CUCAUCACUCUCAGCCUUCUCAAACCUUCUCAGCUCCUCCUCUCUCAGCUCCUCCAACAAAAUAAAAUUAUAAAAAUAAAAACCAUUUUGUCUCCAGUUAUUUUUCUCCGACAUGUACGGCGACCAAGAUCCGACGACUCCGAUCCAAAAGCCCAUCGUGAUCCGUGAAGUCUGGGCCCACAAUCUGGAAUCCGAAUUCGAGCUCAUCCAAAACGUCAUCGACGCCUACCCCUUCAUCUCCAUGGACACCGAGUUUCCCGGCGUCGUCUUCCGGCCCCCCGUCGACCCUACCACUCCCUACUCCCGACAGACCCUCCGGCCCUCCGAUCACUACAGGAUUCUCAAAUCCAACGUCGACGCCCUCAGCCUCAUCCAGGUCGGACUAACCCUCUCCGACUCCCGCGGUAACCUCCCCGACCUCGGCUCCCCCACGCGCUUCAUCUGGGAAUUCAACUUCAACGACUUCGACGUCGCGCGUGACCCCCACGCUCCCGACUCCAUCGAACUCCUCCGCCGCCAGGGCAUCGACUUCGACCGCAACCGCUCCCACGGCGUCGACUCCUCGCGCUUCGCGGAGCUGAUGAUGUCGUCGGGACUCGUCUGCAACGACUCGGUGAGUUGGGUCACGUUUCACAGCGCCUACGACUUCGGGUACCUGGUGAAGAUUCUCACGCGCCGGGACUUGCCGAGUGGCUUGAACGAAUUUCUGAAAAUUCUGAGGGUCUUUUUCGGUAAUAAGGUUUAUGACGUCAAGCACAUGAUGCGAUUUUGCAAAAGCUUGUACGGCGGAUUGGACCGGGUUGCGAGAACCUUAGAGGUGGACCGGGCAGUCGGGAAGUGCCACCAGGCCGGUUCAGAUAGCUUGUUGACAUGGCAUGCGUUCCAGAAGAUGAGGGACGUGUACUUUGUGCAUGGCGGGCCCGAGCAACACGCUGGAGUAUUGUAUGGAUUGGAAGUAUUUUAAUUAAAUUUUGGACCAAAAACAAAAGGAGUAUUUUAGUUAGCGUGAAAGGGAAAAGAAAUCAUAGUUGUGUAAAUUCUAUUUAUUGCCUCCUUAAUUGGGGCAAUUUGUUUAAUAAGAUAAAAAAUUCUUUUUAA
This is a messenger RNA of Pyrus x bretschneideri (Chinese white pear), 1098 nucleotides long. RefSeq names its product probable CCR4-associated factor 1 homolog 11. Gene Ontology annotation, molecular function: poly(A)-specific ribonuclease activity; nucleic acid binding. The record is from RefSeq and is a predicted model, not a curated record. Gene Ontology annotation, cellular component: CCR4-NOT core complex; CCR4-NOT complex; P-body. NCBI's taxonomy places the organism in Eukaryota, Viridiplantae, Streptophyta, Magnoliopsida, Rosales, Rosaceae. The coding region runs from base 113 to 964 and encodes 283 amino acids. The transcript has a single exon.